Aedes albopictus (Asian tiger mosquito) is the source of this 1994-nucleotide messenger RNA. RefSeq names its product N-alpha-acetyltransferase 30A (gene Naa30A). Lineage: Eukaryota; Metazoa; Arthropoda; Insecta; Diptera; Culicidae. Gene Ontology annotation, molecular function: protein-N-terminal amino-acid acetyltransferase activity. The record is from RefSeq and is a predicted model, not a curated record. Gene Ontology annotation, biological process: N-terminal peptidyl-methionine acetylation. The coding region runs from base 316 to 1323 and encodes 335 amino acids. The transcript is spliced from 2 exons. Gene Ontology annotation, cellular component: NatC complex.
GUGGUAAAAGAGUAAAAUUUCACACAAAAAUUGUCCAAAGAAUCGUGAAAAACAAGUUUUUAUUCGAAUUUUAUUGGAAAUUGUCGAUGGUGUUUAUUUCCACGGUGCUCCUAAGUUUCACUAGUUCCCAUAGCAUUUGCACAACUCAAAAUUACAUAAUGUGCUGUUGAGAAUUUUGCCAUUUGUUUGUGUUCGAGUUGAAUAGCGAUUUGCAGUCCACAGUGAUAAAAUCGGAUUAUUUGGGGACAUUACCGAUCCGGUGGAGGCGGAACGGACGUGCCAGUCAGUAGAUUGGACCGCAUCGAGAUCGAUCGGAUGGAAGUGAAGACGGGAGAAAAUGUUGCUCCACAGGCGAAUGGACACGAAGCAAUUGCUGCUGCAGUUGCUGGUAAAAGUGGCAAGAAGAAAGCCAAAAGGAAAAAUAAAUCUAAAAAUAUCAUCACAAAUGCAAGUCAGGAAGAGCACCCUUGUGCACAGCAGGAGACGGAAGGGGAUGAUAAAAUUACGUCCAAGAAACAAAACGGUAUCACUCAGGAAGACCAGCAGGAGAACUCAGUUGAGAUUGUCUGUCAGAAGCUAGAGAAGGGCCUGAAUCUAGGCAAAAAUGGGAUGACCAAUGGGAGUGUAUCGGAAUCAGAAAACCAUCAAGUGGCCAAUCCUGAACCGGUAGUGACGACAGGGAAGAAGAAACACAAAAACAAACAGAAGAAUAAGAACCUGCCAGCAGUCGUUAGUGGGAGGGAACCCCAAGCAGAUCCUGCGAAAAUUAGCGAAGCCAGUAAACCUAAAGACCCGCCCACGAAAGAUAGAACCGUACUUCCGGCUAACGAACCACCGCCAGCUGCGCCCGAAGAGCCACCAAAGCCCACGAUCACGUACCAGGUGUACGAAUCGGAACUGCAGAUGCCCUGCAUAAUGUCGCUGAUCCAGAAGGAUCUCUCGGAACCGUACUCAAUCUACACGUAUCGGUAUUUCAUCCACAACUGGCCGCGAUUGUGCUUCCUGGCGUGGCACGACGAACGCUGCGUGGGAGCCAUCGUGUGCAAGCUGGACAUCCACCGGCAGAACGUCCGCCGGGGCUACAUUGCGAUGCUGGCCGUCGACAAGGACUACCGGAAGCUCAAGAUUGGAACGACGCUGGUGCAGAAGGCGAUUCAGGCUAUGCUGGAGGACAACGCCGACGAGGUGGUCCUGGAGACGGAAAUCACCAACCGGCCGGCGCUGCGGCUGUAUGAAAACCUCGGCUUCGUGCGGGACAAGCGCCUGUUUCAUUACUAUCUUAACGGGGUGGACGCCUUGCGACUCAAGCUGUGGUUCCGAUGAAUAGCGCCAUAACACGCGUAGAUUUGUAAGGGAAAGGACAGGCAUUUUUUGUAUGAAGGCGAUGUUGUAGAAUAUAUUGUGUGUGAGUGUUCAUCGGUACUAGAAGAUUGUGGUUUGGCGAAAUGGCAUUGCCGUUCCAUUCUUACUUUCGAUUCGAAGUCGAACUUGGGACGUUACCUUUGGGAAGCAAUGCUGGCAAUUUCAUGUUUAGGGACCUAAGGCCCAGUCCCAGAGCUGGUGGUGAGGUUUUAGGCUAAAGUCUAGAGGCGGUCGUUUUUAGCGCAGGUGAUACUGUAAUAAGGUUUGUAAUUUAUAUAACCGAAUCUUUCAUAGCAGCAAGUAUAAAUAUUAAUUGAUAUGUGUCAACCCGAAAUGGAUGGUAGAUUCAAAAGUAAUAAAUUAACAAUUUUACACUUAUUUAAAAUCAUCUUAAAUAAAAGGAAGAGAAAAAAAGAAAACUGCGCAACAGUGAGUCCAACAUACACGUACACGUACAGCCCAACAGCGCCCAACGCGAGGGCUAAAUAAUCGCAGGCGUAAGUGAGUCUGACUUACAACUAGUAAACCACAGAAAACAACCAAUCAGCAAACUAUUAAUUUAUAACAUAACAAACACACGCGUAUAUCAUUCUGUAAAUAAAGUUGAUCGUCGAAAGGCUGGCGUUCUUCUA